GGUUAGAAGGGCGCAGUACUUUGUGCCGGCUCGUAGCUGUGGAUCUUCAUCAGCCUAAAGCCUGUUUUGUAGUGUACGGUCCAGUCUUUAAAAACGCUCAAAAGUAAAUGCAGGAAGGAGCUCACGCUUUGAGCCUAGAUGGGGUAUAGUUUGGUCCACAGCUGGAAAAAGGAAAAUGUGUUACAUCAGUGACUGGCCAAAGCGUUUCCUCAAAACAGUUCUGCAGCACCUCAGCCGCUAUCAGGUGGACCUGCUGAUUGACAAUGCAGCAGAGAAGGAUUACUUAUACGAUGUCCUCCGCAUGUAUCACCAGUCUAUGGAUUUGCCAGUGUUGGUGGGGGACUUGAAGCUGGUGAUCAAUGAACCAAAGCGUUUGCCUCUGUUUGAUGCCAUCCGACCCCUUAUUCCACUCAAACAUCAGGUCGAGUAUGACCUUCGCACCCCCAAGCGGUCACGGAAGCUGAAAGAGGUGCGACUGGAUCGUACCCAUCCUGAUGGACUAGGUCUCAGUGUCCGAGGAGGGUUGGAGUUUGGAUGUGGUCUUUACAUAUCACAGAUUGUCAAAGACGGUCAGGCUGGAAAUGUCGGCCUUCAGGUUGGUGAUGAGAUCGUGCGCAUCAAUGGAUAUUCCAUCUCAUCCUGUAUCCAUGAGGAGGUCAUCAGUCUUAUCAAGACUAAGAAGACUGUGUCACUCAAAGUUAGACAUGUUGGGAUGAUCCCAGUAAAAAGCUCGUCAGAUGAACCCCUCAAGUGGCAGUUUGUUGAUCAGUUUGUAUCUGAGUCUGGGGAGAAAAAAAGCAGUGUCGCAGGCUUGGCGUCCAUUGGAGGGAAAGAGAUCAAAGAGAAAAAGGUUUUCCUCAGCCUUGUGGGCACUAAGGGUAUGGGCAUCAGCAUCUCCAGUGGGCCAACCCAGAAACCUGGCAUCUACAUCAGUAAUGUUAAGCCAGGCUCCCUUUCUGCAGAAGUUGGACUGGAGGUCGGAGACCAGAUUGUCGAAGUGAACGGGGUGGAUUUCACUAAUGUGGACCACAAAGAGGCUGUAAGAGUCCUGAAGAGCAGCAGAAGUCUGACUAUUACUGUUCUGACAGGGGCUGGCAGUGAUCUAUUCAUGACGGAUGAAGAGCGCCUAGCCACGGAGGCCCGCAGGGAGCUGGAGAGGCAGGAGCUGAUGCACCAGAAGCGGGUGGCACUGGAGACCAGUAAAAUGCUUAAAGAGCAGCAAGAGAAAGAGAGGCAGAGGAAGAUGGAAAUAUCUCAGAAAGCUGCAGAGGAAGAAGAUCGCUAUAAGAAAGAAAUGGAGAAGAUUGAUGCUGUGGAAAGGAAGCACAACAGAGAGUGGGAGGAAGACUGGGGAACAAAAGAGAGGUCUAAAAGCCCCAAGAGUCCUCGCAGUCCAAAGAGCCCGUCUCCUGCUCGACCAGAUUUACAAUCCUCUCCGACCCCAAAGUCUAAGAGUUCUCCAUUUGGCUGGUUUUAUCGAUAUGAGGGGAAACUGCCUUCAAUCCGUAAGAAAGGGGAAAAGAAGAAGAAAAAGAAAGUCUCCAAAACAGACACACUGCAGGAGCAAAGGAAAAGCAAAAAAGAGAUGGAGUUUGAACUGAAACUAGCCAAGGAGAAAGAAGAGAUGUACGAACGAGAGAAGCAACUGAAGAUCAACAGGCUGGUUCAAGAGGUUUCAGAGACGGAGAGAGAGGACCUCGAGGAGUCUGAGAAAGUGCAGCACUGGGUGGAGCGUCUUUGCCAGACUCGGCUGGAGCAGAUCUCCUGUGUGGAAAACGAAUCCCCAGAGUUGUCCCCUCCACGCUCUCCUCCUUCUGAGCCCAAGGUGAAACGUUUCCCUGGCGGCCUCCACUUGGCCACCACCGAUCUGGAUGACAUCAACUUGGAUGAAGUAGAUCAGAGCCUGAGGGGUCCGUUAAAGAAACUUGCACCAACUCAACCCAGUUCAAACCAGCCUCCCCCUCCCUUGCCUCUCCCUCCACCCUCCCCUAAACUAAUUCCAACCAUCCCCAACUACUCACCUCCUUCCACCAGAGUGUCUCCACAUCGCCGGCCACCCUCACCACCAAGUGCAAGAAAGCCUCCUACUGCCCCAUCUACCAUGACCACCAAGGGGCGCCGUCCUCACCCUCAUCAAGCCCAACACCCUCAUUCACCUUCCUCUCACUAUCCUCCUCCAUCUCAGUCAUCAUGGCCUCCUUCAUCCCCUCGGCCUGCUCCACCGCCACCCCCUCCCCCUCCUCCACCACCUCCUCCUCCUCCUCAACCCACACAACAUUUCAAAGAAAGAGACGGCACGCUGAGCGGGUACCGCCACCAUCAUUACCAAAACCAGCACCCUCCCAGUCCUCCAGAGCAUAGGAGCGAAUGGGAAACAGGUGGAUAUCUCCCAAGAGGAGGGAUUUACUCGUCGAACACUAGUGAGAUGUCCUACCCCUCGAGCCCCAAGGUAAUGAGAAAUACUUCCCAUGCCAGUCGUGUGUCGACUUCAAGCAAUCCUUUGCAGCUUGCUCCUAGUCCCCCCAACAAGAGGCGUCAGAUGGCCCCUGUUAUGUCCAAGCCUGUCAUGCUGCCACAGUCUCAGACGCACCGGCCCAAUCCGCAUAGACCUGCACUACGUUCUGAUGGCCUGCCCCCAGAAAUGCUAAAACGGAUGGUACCUUACAACACGUCUUUUAAGUCAAACAACAGACGACAAGUAAUACAUGUCUCUCACCACCUCUGUUAUAGUCUGCUGUGCUUUCUCUCUCGCUCUGCCCACGUUCACACAUUUGGAAACCUGAUGUGUGACUCCCCACAGUUUUACUUUAUUUUUCUUUGGUACAAUCUCUUGUGGCUGGAUGAACAACUACAGUGUGUGUCCAGUUCUGUGGCUUAUGCAUAAUUCCAGUUUUCUUCAUUUGGAACAGUAGGCAAAUAUGGAAAAAAUGUAGAGUGUUCCCAAUGUUUGCAGCGUGUGGUUUGUUUUUUAAGGUGCUUCCCUGUCAGGACACUGUGUUUUUGUAUGAGCCCUAUUAACAUAUGGAGCACCUGCAGCUCACUGACAGUCUGAGGACAUUCAGGUUCCUCUGGCAAUCACUAAAUCACAAUUAAUCAUUUGCUCUGACAUUAAUUGCUGUUUUCAAACCCAGCAAAUAAAAUAUACAAAUGACAAAUGAAUUAAUUUUUUUUAAAUGUCAAACAAAACUCUGCAAACAGGAUAUUAAUGUAGAUUAAUGUGUUUAUCCUGCAUGGGGGGAACGGAUGUGUGACUCAUCAGAUUACGUUUUGGCAUUUUUUACUGCUUUCUGUGUGCACUCAUGUUGGGUGUGUGUGUGUGUUGCUGUGGAACAGAUUUUUCGAUGAACAUGAUUAAGGACGGAGUCUGUAUACACCAGUAUGGUUUUUAAAUUAUAUUUGUGAUCAUCUCUACAGUUUCCAUUAUUCCUGGUUGGUAAAGGUUGUCAAA
Molecule: messenger RNA, 3448 nt
Organism: Thalassophryne amazonica
Lineage: Eukaryota; Metazoa; Chordata; Actinopteri; Batrachoidiformes; Batrachoididae
Gene: ush1c
Product: Usher syndrome 1C
Exons: 20
Coding region: 176-2884 (902 amino acids)
Biological process (GO): inner ear auditory receptor cell differentiation; inner ear morphogenesis; retinal cone cell development
Cellular component (GO): photoreceptor inner segment; stereocilium tip; plasma membrane
Molecular function (GO): protein binding
Source: RefSeq, a predicted model, not a curated record